AUGCCUGUUCACUGCCUGCAGAACCCAGUGCUGGCAGGCAGCGCCGCUUUGGCUGCCUUGGGAGCACUGCUACUGUACUUCGGGGAGCCCUCCGGCUACGGGAAGUAUACAGGGAGCCUGACCAGGGCUGUCCACCUGCCCGCAGGCGCCGCCUGGUUCCUGCAGGAGCUGCCCUCCUUCGCGGUACCGCUGGGGAUGCUCCUCGGGCAGCCCCGAGCUCUCUUUGGCCCGCCUGCGACGGUGCUUCUGGGCCUCUUUUGCGCGCAUUACUUCCACAGGACAUUUGUUUACGCGUUCCUCACUAGAGGGAGGCCUUUUCCGAUUGCGUUGCUUUUCAAAGGCUUUGUGUUCUGCACGGGAAACGGAUUUCUGCAAGGCUACUAUCUGACUUACUGCGCAGAAUACCCUGCUGAGUGGUACACGGACAUACGGUUUGUCCUGGGUGUCUUCCUAUUUAUUUUGGGCAUGGGAAUCAAUAUUCAUAGUGACUAUGUAUUGCGCCAGCUCAGGAAACCAGGAGAAGUCAUCUAUAAGAUCCCACAAGGUGGCUUGUUCACGUACGUUUCCGGAGCCAAUUUCCUUGGUGAGAUCAUCGAAUGGAUGGGCUAUGCCCUGGCCUCCUGGUCCUUCCCAGCACUUGCAUUUGCAUUCUUCUCCCUUUGUUUCCUUGGGCUGCGAGCUUUUCACCACCAUAGGUUCUACCUCAAGAUCUUUGAGGACUACCCCAAGUUUCGGAAGGCCCUCAUUCCGUUUGUCUUUUAA
Molecule: messenger RNA, 762 nt
Organism: Molossus molossus (Pallas's mastiff bat)
Lineage: Eukaryota; Metazoa; Chordata; Mammalia; Chiroptera; Molossidae
Gene: SRD5A2
Product: steroid 5 alpha-reductase 2
Exons: 5
Coding region: 1-762 (253 amino acids)
Biological process (GO): steroid biosynthetic process
Cellular component (GO): membrane
Molecular function (GO): 3-oxo-5-alpha-steroid 4-dehydrogenase activity
Source: RefSeq, a predicted model, not a curated record